UUAGAACAUAAAUAGUUAGCUUUCAUUUAAGAGAAAAACAACAAAAAGCCAAAUCCACAUCUCUUUCUCUCCAUCGUCACAUUGCGUCACCAUCUCCACCUUCCAAAUUCAAUGUCAAAAUACGCUCCUCACAUUGCGUCAUCAUCUCAAUCCUCCGUAUGAUCCAAAUCAAAACCUUAUGAGUUAUUACAACGUGACGCUAUAAGCUAAAUAGAUAUAGCUAUAAGCCUUGCAUUGUGGUGGUAGUUUUCAUAACAAGAAUUUAGGAUCGGAUGGGAAACUGCCAGGCGGCAGAAGCAGCCACCGUGGUGAUCCAGCAUCCAGGGAACAAGAUCGAGAGGAUUUACUGGUCUGUUAGUGCUCGCCAGGUGAUGGACUCCAACCCUGGUCACUACGUUGCGCAUGUCAUUCACUCUUCCAACCACUUCAAGCUUCUUCGUCCCACUGAUACGUUGCUUAUUGGCCAGCUUUACCGCUUAAUCAGUUUUCAAGAUGUGUUAAAGGAGUUUGCUGCCAAGAAAUCCGUUAAACUUGGCAAGCUGCUCAAGGACAGAGCUGCUCUAGGGGUUGAAAUGAAGCACAAAGAUCUCUCUAAUCCCAAUCCUUCUACUGCUAAGGUGGAACGGGGGGGAGAGGUUCAUGGAAUGAGAAGCAGCAGCAGCAGCAAGAAGAAGAAGAAAGGAAGUGGCGGUGGGGGUCAACAAUGGAGGCCAGCCUUACAGAGCAUUGCAGAAUUUGGAACUUGAACAAAAAAGCAAGUAGAAGUGUAGCACCAAGUCAGCAAACCUAAAUAUAUUGUGUUUUCACUUUUCAUUGUUCCAUCUUGUCCAUGUUCUCCAGUAAUAGUAUGUGUGCUGUUGGAAGAACUAUACUAAUGAAAUCAUGAGCUCAUCAUAAUUAAUAACCCUCUUAUCCUCA
Molecule: messenger RNA, 918 nt
Organism: Arachis stenosperma
Lineage: Eukaryota; Viridiplantae; Streptophyta; Magnoliopsida; Fabales; Fabaceae
Exons: 3
Coding region: 273-746 (157 amino acids)
Source: RefSeq, a predicted model, not a curated record